AUGGGCAAUCCUGGGGUAGCCGGGGCGCGCGCGCGCAGCGCGUCGACUCCGUCGGUUACUGGCGUGGAUUUUCUGGGAUUAGGGUUUCAGGAGGAGCGGGAGAAGCAGCAGGGGCGCGGGAAGGGGCCGCUGCCAGCUGGCCUGCAAGCUGACGUGGAAUUCGACCCGGCCACGUCAGGAGGGAGUCUGCCGCAAGUGGAGAUGAUCGUCGGGUCGCGUGUGAUUACAAAGAGGGGGGAGGUCCCGGGGGAGCAGCAGCAGGGGGGUGCGCAGGGGGAGGGGGAAGGGGGAGCGGGGGGAACGGAAAGCGAGUAUAAGCCCAAGGUUGCGACGUGGGGGGUAUUCCCGAGGCCUAGAGACAUCUCGAGAACGGUGAGAGGGAGGGAGACGGUGGGGGAUGGCGGUAUUACCACGGCUGAUGCCAUCUCCACCGCUCUCCACCCCUCUUCCCCAUCAUCUUCCCUUUUUCUCCCCAUCUCCCUUUCAGUGUGGCGGAGGGCGCACCAUCAGGCCUGGGGAAGCAAGCACUGGAGAGGAGGAGCGGGGGAGGGAGGAGAAGAUGCCAUUUCCACCGUUCUCCACCCCUCGCCUUCAUCGACCUUCCUCCCCUUCUUCCCAUCUUCCCCUUCAGUAUGGGGGUGGGCGCACCAUCAGGCCAGGGGAUGCGCUAGAGAGGAGGAGAAGAGGGAGAGGGAGGAGAAGAGGGAGAGGGAGGAGAAGAGGGAGAGGGAGGAGAAGAGGGAGAGGGAGGAGAAGACCAGGAGGGGAGGGGGCGAGAUCACCAUGCCGCCAGGGGAGGCGCUCGAGACAGAGGAGGAGAAGCGGGAGAGGGAGGAGAAGACGAGGAGGCUGUUAGACGAGUACAACAGAAGGAUGGGCUUUAAGAUGGACCCUGCUGUCAAGGCGGAAUGCGAGGAGAUGGACCCUGCUGUGAAGGCGGAGUGCGAGGAGAUGGGCCCUGCUGUCAAGGCCAUGUGCGAGGAGGCAAUGAGGGAGGGAGCGGUGCUGAUGGAGAGGGGGAGGCUGAGGGAGGCACUGGAGCAGUUUGGCGUGGUGGUGGCCAAAACGACCUUUCAGAACGAGAUGCACGGCCGGGCUGCUAUUCAGCAGGCUGUGUGCCUCGACUCCCUCGCCCGGUCAGACGAGGCCAAGGCCAUGUAUGAGCGGCUGACAGGGCAUCCCAACGAAGGGGUCAAGAGGAAGGCCCGGCAAAUGCUGUUUGGGUUUCAGGCAGCAGAGAAUCUUCGCUUCACUGGUGGCUCAGACUACGACUCGUCUUGGUACAAGAAAUACUUUGACGCAUUCGCAAAAGGCUCCAAGUACAAUAAUGUCUACAAGGCAACGCAAGAGGAUGAGGAGGAGAGCAACAAGCAGCUGUUGCAAGAUGCGCUACUGUAUGGGCUCUUGUUGCUCAUGCCUGUUGUGCUUAUUCUGGCAGUGGCGGCAACAAGGAAUGCGACCUGA
Messenger RNA from Closterium sp. NIES-65, 1464 nucleotides. The record is from the annotation of a GenBank genome assembly. Lineage: Eukaryota; Viridiplantae; Streptophyta; Zygnematophyceae; Desmidiales; Closteriaceae.